Didymodactylos carnosus is the source of this 9954-nucleotide messenger RNA. The record is from the annotation of a GenBank genome assembly. NCBI's taxonomy places the organism in Eukaryota, Metazoa, Rotifera, Eurotatoria, Philodinida, Philodinidae.
AUGGUGUUAGAAAAUGUUGUCGUUUAUAUUUUGGAUAAAUAUUUGGGUGAUUAUAUCGAAAAUUUAGAUUAUAAAAAAUUAAAAAUUGAUUUAUGGAAUGGAAAUGUGGUUCUAGAAAAUCUUUAUUUAAAACCAAAUGCAUUGGCUGAUUUAAAUUUGCCAGUGACAGUGUUAACUGGUUAUCUUCAAAAAUUAACUCUUGUUAUCCCAUGGAAAAAUCUCUAUAAACAUCCAACAAAAGCUUAUAUCGAUGGUCUUUAUAUCUUAGUUGUACCAAAAACUGAAGUCGAAUAUGAUGCAAAACGAGAUGAAAACGAACAACAUGAAGCAAAAAUGAAAGAAGUUCGAAAAGUUGAAGAUUUGAGAAAAGAAAAAGAAGCUUAUGAACAAUCAAAAGAAACUCAAAAAGAUCAUGAUACAUUUGUUGAACGUAUGCAAUUGACAAUAAUACGAAAUCUAGAAUUAUCUAUUCGAAAUAUUCAUAUUGCCUAUGAGGAUAAAUCAACAAAGCCCGGGCAUCCAUUUUCAUUUGGACUAACAUUAAAUUACAUAGAAUUGAAACUUGGUGAAUUGAGUGCUCUAUCGUUUUAUUGGAAUUCAGAUGCUAAAUCACGUUCAGAUAUGUCUAGAAACGAUAUUGUGGAAGAUUUACGCUCUAAAAUAGCUACGAAAGACUAUGUGCCAGAUCCGGGCGUCGUUGAUUACAUUCUUCGCCCAUUAAAUGUUAUUGCAAAACUUAUAAUGAUUAUGAAACCGAGAGAAGACAAUUUUUCACGACCAAUGUUCGACAUUACCAUUGAUCUUGAUCAAAUUAGUUUCAAUAUCAAUAAAAAACAAUAUUCUGAUAUGCUCGAUUUACUUGAGUUUCAAGAUUAUAUUAUGUUAAAGACAAAAUUUAUAAAGUAUCGACCAAAGAACACGAUUAAAGAUAAAAAUACAAAAGAAUGGUGGGUGUUUGCGUAUAAUGCUAUCGUUAAUGAAGAUGUUCGCCCACAUUUUGAUUGUUACAAAUGGGAAAAUAUUAAAGCACAUUUAGAUCGAUGUCGAGAAUACCGAAAAAUUCGUUUUCAAGAAUUAACUGGGAAAAUAUCCAAUGAACAAAAACAACGAGCUCAAGAAAUUGAAAAAAAACUUGAUGUAUUCAAUUUGACCUAUUUACGACGAAGUGCUGAGAUUGAAGCCCAAAAGAAAAAAGAACAAGAACCGAAAUCAUGGUGGGGUGGGGUGUCGAGUUGGUGGUCAGGAAGCACAAAUAAAGACCCAGAACUUGAUUUGGAAAACGUAAUGUCACCUGAUGAAAAGAAGAAGUUGUUUGGCGCUAUUGGAUACGAAGGUGACGAUACAUCAUCAGCUGGUUAUCCGAAGGAGUAUGUUGAUAUUAAUCUUAUUGUCGGUUUGAAACAGUUGGAUGUAAAUGUUUGGUCUUUAUUAAAAGACGAUGAUGCUGAUUUUAAUGUUGUUGCUCGGGCGGUUGUACCAGGCACAAAUGUCAAUUUUAAACGUCGUCCAGGAUCCUCUGGAAUUAAAGUUGUAGUGGGUUUACGUUCAUUUGAGGUAUUCGGUUUAUCAACGACAGGCACGACAAAUAGGGAGAAUCUAAAUGAAAAUCGUCCAAUAUUAGCUAAACCUCAAAUAUCUGAACAAGAAAGGGAUCUUUUAAAUGUUGAAUUUGAAACAAAUCCACUUGAAUCUAAGUCAGAUUAUAGAAUACAAGUACUAUCAGAAUCCUUACAAAUCACGUACGAUGCGCCAACAAUCAAUAAACUUGUUACAUGUUUUGAACCUGAUAGUAAACGAAAUUUACAAGGAGUUAAACAAGCUGCUUAUUCAACGUACACCGAUGUUAAACAACGUUCUUACUUAUUAAUGAAACAUAAUCUAGAAAAAGUUAAAGUUCUUGAUAUUGAUAUUGAUUUACAGUCAUCCUAUUUUCUUCUGCCAGAAAAUGGAGUUUAUCAAGAGGGUUGUCCACUCAUUUGUAUGGAUUUUGGUCAUUUUACAUUGAAACGAGCUGAUGAAAAUCAAGGCGCAUCGCAGGAGGAAGCGAAAAGUAUUGAAGAAGCAAGAGAACGUUCUUACACGAAAUUUCAACUGCAAUUAGAGUCCAUUCAACUUCUUUAUGCUCAAAGAAAUGAAAAAUGGUACGAAGCUCGAAGUACACAAGAGACUCGUUUACAUUUAAUUCAACCGAUGACUUUAAAUAUGGAUGUAUAUAAGUGUAUUUAUUCGGAUGAUGCCGACUUACCAGCAUUUAAAAUUGCCGGACAAAUACCUGCUAUUGAUAUGCGUUUAUCAGAUGCAAGACUAUUUCAAAUCAUUCACCAUGUGCAAUCAGUACCAUUCCCCGAAACAAAACCCAUCGAUGAAACAACUCAAGAAAUUACACCCAUUGAACAACCGGUACAAACAAAUUUAUCGGCAGUUGAUACCAUGGAAAAAAUUGAAGGAAUGACACCAGUAAAAAAAAUACAGGAAGAACAUGGAGAAAAUGAGACGAACGAGGAAACAAAGAGCGAUGAUAAAAAACGAGAAGAUAUACAAAAGGAAGGAGAAAAAAAAGAUUCUCAUUUUCAAUUGACCCAAUUAGAAGCAACAUUUGAGUUAUCACAGCUUGAUCUUUUGAUUGAAGAGUCUCCAUCAUCUUCAAGAGUAGAUGGUGAUCAACAUCAAGAAGAUAAUGAGGACCGUCCCUUUCUCCGUUUAUCUCUGGUUGCAAUGGUGGUUACAACAUCGGUUAAAACUUAUGAUAUCAACUUUAAUGCAUCUCUAGCUGAUUUAAUCGUUUUACAUCAACAAUUUGUUACACAUUCUGGUGAACCACUGCGUCUCAUCUCAGCCAAACGACAAAAUGAAGAUGAUGAUACAAAAUUGAUCAGUAUCGAUUUUCUAAAAACAUCACUUGAUAAUCCAAUGUUUGAAAAUGAACCAUACAAUUCGAUUGAGAGUAUUGGCACAUUACAUUUUUCAAAAUUAGAAGUUAAUUUACAACUACAAGCAUUACUGAGUAUUCUUAGAUUUCAAGAUAGUUUAAUGAAAAAAUUACCGACAGAAAGCGAGGCAGAAAAACAGAAGAAAAAGGAACUAGAAGACGCAAAAAAAAAUGAAGAAAAGAAGCAAAAAGAACUACAAGAAAAUGGCAAACAGAUAACGACCGCAUUAGAUAAAGGAAAGAAAAAACCAGAAACUGUCGUGGCCGCAGCUAGUCUAGCAAUAAAGGCUGAGUUGGAAGAAUUUCGUUUUCUCAUUUCCACAAAAGACGCAGCCGUAUUUGAUAUCAGUGUUGGAGGUAUAAAGGCAAAUGUAUCCCAACAGCCCAGUAAAACUGCUGUUAAUCUUAUAUUAAGUAAUUUGAAUGUUUAUGAUCCGAAUCCUAGUGCCAAAUACAAGAAAAUCAUAUCACAACAAGGUGACGAUGGUGAACUGUUACGUGUUGAUUUCACAUUAAAUAAUUUACCAGCGGAUCAAGAAAAAGCUUUGGAUACUGUCGAUUGUGAUAUCGAAGUGAAAUUUGCUAAAGCAAAUAUCGUUUUCUUAUUUAAGCAUAUCAAUGUAUUACUGUCAUUUUUGGAGGCAUUAAAUGUCUCAAAAGGUGCUCUGGAAUUGGGAUCAUCACAAUAUGCUGAAACUACUAUAGAAAGUAUUCAAAAAUUACAAGAACAAGCAUUUAAAUUACAUUUGGAUGUUGAAUUUAAUGCACCUAAUAUAUUUAUACCAACAAAUUCUUAUUCAAGUGAAGCAUUACUAUUAGAUUUAGGUAAAUUAUCAUUGCGUACAAAAUUUAUACAACAUGAAAAACGUGGUUUGGUUGAACAACAAAAUAUUAUAAUUGAAAACGUUCUUGCAUCACGCGUUGUACUAAAUGAAAAACAUGAUAUUGCUGGAGAAGCUGUAUUGUUGGAUUGUGAAGCAUUGACAACAACAAUUGACCGUUCAUUACAUCCAGAACAAGCAAAAAGUGAACCGGCAGUGAGCAUGAAAGCAGCAUGGGAGUUUGUUCAUUUUAAAUUAUCAAAAGGUGAUUUUGCAUGCGUAAUGAAAGUAUUGUUGGAAAAUUUUUCUGAAAAUGUCAGCGAUCAAAUGGCAUCCACAUCUAACGAUGAUAAAACAGUGGAACACUAUCAUUAUAAAUCAUCUGAGCAAGAAGAAGAAGAAAAUAAAUUACGUGAUACAGUUAUUCAAAAACAACAUGAAGUUUCAGAAACAAUUACAGAAGUAACACCAACAAUGAAAAUUCGUGCUGAAAUAAAAACACUUGCAUUAACACUCUAUUUGGGUGAAUCAAAUUUGACACAACGUCGUGAAGAACGUCUGGAAAAUUUAAAAUUAGCUGAUGUUCGAAUCGAGAUGCUUGAAGCAAUAUUUAAACAAAUGAAUGAUUCAAGUUAUAAAGCAAUGGGACGAGUUAAAAAUUUUUUGCUUGACGAUUUACGUGAUACACAUAAGAGUGUUGGCGUGACGAGAAUGAUGGACAGACAUUUUUCCGUAGAUCCAUCUGCUCAUAUGUUAGUUGCUGUCUUUGAAUUCAAACCAAAAGAUCAACAACGAGAUAUCGCAUUGAGACAAUUAAAUGCUCAACUAGAAAGUCUUUACAUAUGUAUUAGUCUUGAUUAUCUGAUGACACUACAAGAUUUUUUCAUGUCUGGUUUAUCAAGUGGCACCGAUAAUAAAAGUCCACAAGUGACGGAAGAGGAUGAUGAAGCUUCGAGAGAUACAACGACUGAAUCUCCGAAUGCAUCAAGUUCACCAUCACAAAUCGAUCGACGUAAGGCGGACGACUCAUCACAAUCACCAGUUCCAAAACCACCAAAGAAAGAAAAACCUACUGCACCUCGUCCACCUGGCGUUGAAUUUGAUGUUCAAACAAAAGUCGAUAUUUUGGUUAAGAAUCCAGAAGUUAUUCUACUUGAAGAUCAACAUAAUGCAAAUUCAAAUUGUCUUGUACUUGAUAUGGGUGCUCAAAUGAAAAUGAUUAGUGCCGGUGAUGAUACAAAAAUGUAUGUUUGGCUAAAAGAUUUAACUAUGUAUAGUUCAAAUUUUGCGGAAUUAAAAAGUAGAAGCGAUGACUCAUCAAAAGUGAAAUAUAGGAUUUUGCAACCAGCUAAGGUCGAUGUAAUUAUGAUAACUGAUAGUAAUCAACAAAAAAUUGAUCUUCGUGUAUCCGAUAUUAUUAUUAGUAUUGCACCAGCUGCUGUCAAAACAGUUAUUGGCGUCAUGAAUUCAAUAGGAACAUUAGAGGCAUCUACUACAAAAGAAUUGGAAAAAGUGACUACAAAAUCACUGUUUGAUCCAAAACCAUUUAAAGAUGCAGGUUUUUGGUUUGUCGAUGGUCACGACACGACUGAUGUACUUGAAGCGGUUACAGGUAUUCCAUCUGAACAAAAAGAUGCUGUUGAAGCAGAGAAAAAAAUGAAAGUAAAAGAAGAAGAAUUGGCAACACAACCAAAAGUGAUGCUUCAACAACUUCUAUUCGUUUGUGAUUCAAUUGCAGUUAAACUUGAAGUAGGUUUUGGAUCAUCAACAAAAACUGUACUAGCCAUGACUUUAUCCAAUAUAACAGCAGAUGUUAAAAAUUGGUCAAGUGCAAUGUUAUUAUCGUCAACUGUUUCUGUUGAAAUGGCUUUGUUCAACGAACGUAUGCUAACUUGGGAGCCGUUAAUUGAACCUUGUCUUGAAACAAAAAGUAGUACAAUGAAACCAUGGAGUAUUGCAUGUUCAAUUGUACCGACUGAGGAGGAUGACAUCGAGGAUAGUUACGAGGUUGUAAAUGACCAAAAUGACUCAACAGCAGGGGAACAGGAAGGUGAAAAAAAGUCAGAAAGCAAUCAUGCACCACUAGCCAGUACCAAACAAAUUAUAUUCAUUCGUGCUGAUCAAUUAUUAAAUUUAACAAUCACAAAGACUGGUUUGGAUCUAGCACAACGUCUAUCAGCUUUAUUUAACGAUGUUUAUAACAGACGUUUACCGCCAGGGGAAGAUGAAGAAAAACCAUUAUUAUCCAUGCAGAAUGCUACUGGAAAAGAAUUAGUUUUAUACAAUUUAGAUGGAAUUGAGUUUGUCGAUCGUAACACUUCUUGUAUACUAAAAGAUAAGGAUUCUAUCGCAUUAACGGUACCAACGACAGGAAAUGAUCGUACAGCCUCGACACGUUUAUCGGUUAUUGAAGAACAAGAUUAUCAUCGUAGACAAGAAUUAUCGGUUAAGAUUGAUAAUGAAAUAAAAACCGUUAGCUUAGCGCGUACAUGGCAACGGGUCUAUGAUAUUGGUCCGACAUCAAAUGUACAAUGGCCCGUACAAAUGUUAUGUGAUCCACAAUUGAACAAUGAUAGACGAAAAAUUAUCCUUAGUUCAAUUCUUAAAAUUUACAACAGUACACCUCUACCAUUAGUCGUUCUUCAUGCUGGAGAUGGUGAUAUUAAAAAUGCAAAACGUGUUGCUAAAAUAGCUGUCAAUGAAGAAUAUUAUGUACCAAUAUGGCUAUUAUAUGUUAAUAGUCACUCACCAGUCUUUCUUGCUAUUGACGAAGGAGACGAUGAUGAUCAACCUAUAAAUGAUUUUUUCUCAUUUGAUUGGGUAACCGAAUUUUCUGCUAAUCGAAAACUAAAAUUAAAAAAUGGUUCUGAAGCACAUUUUGUUAUAUUCAAAGAAGUUCAUAAAGCUUAUGCCGAAAAUACUGAUCAGAAUGACAAAAAUGCAUUUAGUCUUUAUAUUCAACCAGCGUUACAUUUUACAAAUUUAUUACCAGUCGAUGCUCAAUGUACAAUCAAUAAUGGUGAGACAAUUGAUAUGAAACCUAGUCAACUACAGAUGGUUACUUCUGGAGAUAAAAAUUCUAUUCUCAUAUUUACUAUUUUGAAUUAUAUUAAACUAAAAUGGGUUAGUGACCCAAUUAAUUUACAAGAAGAUCAAAAAGCUGAAUAUGUACUCAAAUUUCAUGAUCAAUCUGGCGACAGUUUAUAUAUAGCACUACGUAUUGAAACAUUUCAUGAAUCUUAUCGAAUUUUAUUAUAUUCACCAUAUUGGGUAUUAAAUCGAACAUCGUUUAAUCUUGAAUUUCAAAUUGAAACUCAACAGACACAUAUUCUCAGCGAUGAAACACCAUUUUUAAUAUGUCCAGAAAAAUUUGAUGCUAAUGCUGAUUCGAAUAAAAAAGCUCAAAUUCGUUUAACAACUCCUGAUCGUGAUCAUGCUAAUACAAACUGGUGUGAAAAAUUUUCUCUUGAUGUUAUUAAAAGUAUUGGAAUGGCGAUUUGUAAAAUACCCAAUGAUAAAAUAUACAUGUUAUGUGUGGAAAUUGUUACAAGUUCAUUUGGUACAACAAAAAUAAUAACAUUAUCACCGUCAAUGGUUAUUAUUAAUAAUUCAACGGUUGAUCUCGAAGUUAUUGAAACUAUAAAUAAUAAAGAACAAGAUAAGUGGGGACCAUUAAACCCGGGUGACGUUAUUCCAUUUUGGCCUAAUAAUUUUGACAAAGGUUUAAUGCGUGUUCGCUAUACAAACAAAGAUCAUGUUAUUAGUUCUCCAUUUGAAAUGAAUCAAAAACAUCGAACAUUACUGAGAAUGGACGAUGAGGAGCAUCCGGCAAUUAGUGUUGAAGUAACAGCAACGGAUUUCGAUGGUAUUCGAAUGAUCUUUACGGAUUAUAAAAUGGGUGAUGCACCGGUACUCAUUGUCAAUUGUCUUAAAAAUGAUGAAAUUACAUUUUGUCAAAAAGAUGAAGUGAAGAGUCAAAUACUUCCGCCACAAAAUUAUGUUUAUUAUACAUGGAGUGAUCCCAUGAAACCAAGAGAACUUGUCUCAUUGGUAAAAGGAAAUACGACAGUUUUAGAUCUAAAUCCUCAAUGUGGUUUUAUUGGAGAACAUCAUGAAAUAAGCUAUACUUCAUUUAUUGAUGGUCUUCAAACUGUGCUAUUAUUUGGCGAUAACAUUGAUAUUAUUCAAAAAGCAUCUGGCGUACCGUCGUUAGCUGAAUCUAUGGGUCAACGUGUUCAACUCGGUAUUCAUGAUAUUGGCAUAUCAAUUGUCGAUGAUAUCAAACGUGAAGAAUUACUCUAUAUUAGCAUGAAUAAAUCAAAAGUUGUAUGGACUGAACAUAAAAAGAAUCGUUGGAAACCAUUUAGUUCUGAUUUGAAUGACGUAUUAGAAGACAUAUACAGAUCACAUGUGGAGAAAAAAGAAAUGAAUCCAGAAGAUUUAGAUUUGAGAAAGCAGAGAUACGCAGUAAAUGAGAAUAAAACUGUGGUGUUUCAUAAUGAUAGCACCGCUGAUUUAAUGAAUCAACGUGGUCGUACGAAAAAAAUUAGACGUCAAGCAUUAGAUGGAUUGUGGAUUGAAUAUGCGUGGUCAGCAACAAAUUCCGCGUUACAUGUUCGAAUUAAUCGCGUACAAAUUGAUAAUCAAUUAGAUUAUACAAUAUUUCCUGUUAUUUUAUAUCCUAUCACGUCAAAGAUAACUGCUACUGAUACAGCUGAAAAACCAUUUAUUGAAUUGAGUAUAUUUGAAACGAAAAAUGCACGUUCGAAUAUUAUGCAAUUUAAAUACUUUAAAUUACUCAUACAAGAAUUUUCUGUUCGUAUCGAUCAAGGUCUUAUUGUAGCUAUUUUAUCGUUUAUAAAAGCUGAAAAGCCUAUCACAGCUCCCGUUAUUAAUAUGGAUACAGAUUUAGAAUUGAUAAAUAAAUCAUUGCGUGCCAUAAUUAAAGAACAAACAGAUAGUCCAUCUGGUGAAACUGAAAUGUACUUUGAUCAAAUUCAUUUAUCACCAUUGAAAAUUCAUGUUAGUUUUUCAAUGCAUGGUGCUGAUCCUAGUGAAGAAUUAUUAGCCGAAUAUCCAUUAGUAGGAUUUUUAUUAAAGACAUUGAAUGUAGCUGAAGUACAAGAUGUCAUAUUAAAAUUAGGCUAUUAUGAACGUACACAUGAGAGACAAACAUUUUCAAGAUUAAAUUCAGAAGUGACCAGACAUUAUCAAAAUCAAUUUAUGAAACAACUACAUGUUCUCGUUUUGGGACUCGAUGUAUUAGGAAAUCCGUUUGGAGUUAUUCGAGGUAUUGCUGAAGGUGUUGAAUCAUUAUUCUACGAACCAUAUAAGGGUGCUGUCGAAGGUCCACUUGAAUUUGCUGAAGGUGUUGUGACCGGUGUGCGUACAUUAUUUGGCUCAGCUUUUGGUGGUGCUGCAGGUGCCGUUUCAAAAAUAACCGGUGUAUUAGGCAAAGGUUUAGCAACAUUGACAUUUGAUGAAGAAUAUAAACAAAAUCGUAUUCGACGAAAAGAGCCUACAAACAAUGCACAAGAUAUCGCUGUUGGUGGAAGAAAUGUCGUCAUGGGCUUUGUUGAUGGUGUGACUGGAGUUAUUAGGAAGCCGAUAGAAGGUGCCAAACAUGGUGGAGCUGGAGGGUUUGUAAAAGGUCUUGGAAAAGGUUUUAUUGGUCUUGUUGCACGACCAACAGGUGGUAUUGUCGAUUUUGCUAGCACAUCAUUAGACAUGGUUAAACGUGCGGCGACAAACGAAGAACUUAUACGUCGUGUACGUUAUCCAAGACAUAUUGGCAAAGAUGGAUUGGUUCGACCUUACAUUGCACAUGAAGCUAUGGGAUUUUAUAUUCUAAACAGACUUGAAGAAGGUCAAUAUAAAACUGAUACAUAUGUUGCACAUAUCAACUGCGGUGAAUCACCACCAUGUUGGUUAAUGGCUACAUCAAAACGUAUUGUAUUUAUAACUGAAAUAUCGUUUUUGGGUCAAUAUGAAGUUGACUGGCAACUAGAGUAUGGUGACUUAAAAGAAGAACCGGUUAUAAAACCAAAUAUCCAACAAAUACAAAUAUUAACAAAAGAAGCCAAGAAGACCGGGACACUUAAAUCGCAUAAAUCAUAUGGAAAAAUGAUAAAAUAUCGAUCAAUUAUUGAGGCCAAGUAUAUUAUUGGUAAAAUAAUUGAUGCGAUGCAUACUGUCGGACUAUAG